Molecule: messenger RNA, 2177 nt
Organism: Chinchilla lanigera (long-tailed chinchilla)
Lineage: Eukaryota; Metazoa; Chordata; Mammalia; Rodentia; Chinchillidae
Gene: Cers5
Product: ceramide synthase 5
Exons: 12
Coding region: 1-1443 (480 amino acids)
Biological process (GO): ceramide biosynthetic process
Cellular component (GO): membrane
Molecular function (GO): DNA binding; sphingosine N-acyltransferase activity
Source: RefSeq, a predicted model, not a curated record
AUGGCUUCAGGUAGUGAUUCUCAGAUCAGUGGCAGUGGCAGCACCUAUGAAUUUGAACCCGGCCGAGCGCGGCCCGGGCGGAGACCCGGCGGGGCCGGCGCGGGGACGGGCAGGGACCCGAAGGAGAGCGGGAAGCUGGGGGCCGCGAAGCGAAGAUCUGGGAGGGGCGUUUUAGCCUGCGAGAGUGAAGGAGCUGAGGGAAGCGGGGUUAGUGAAGCCUCCAGCGCUCGUUCGUCAGCUCAGGCGCUGUUGUUGUCAGGCACUGCUGGGUUGAGGCCACUGGUGGGGUUAGAAAAAUCGAAACGUACUUUGUCGAACCAUGUGCUCUUGGAUGAAAGUGAUUUCCCUCGUGUGUGGCGAGUCCUGACUGCUGUCGAAAAUCACUGCGGAUGUGAUGUGGUGAUUUUCGAUCAAGCCUGCUCAGACUACAGAAAGGAAACUACUUCCUGCGUAGUUCUCAGAUUUAUUGCCAAACCAUGUGCACUCCAUGUUGGCAUCAAGGACAGUGAUCCUUAUGAGGCCCCACCCAAUGACAUUCUUGAAAAGGUGUUUGUGUCUAUCACCAAGUAUCCUGAUCAGAAAAGACUGGAGGGCCUGUCAAAGCAGCUGGACUGCGAUGUCCGAAAAAUCCAAUGCUGGUUUCGCCAUCGGAGGAAUCAGGACAAGCCUCCAACGCUCACUAAAUUCUGUGAAAGCAUGUGGAGAUUCACGUUUUAUUUAUGUAUAUUCUGCUACGGAAUUAGAUUUCUCUGGUUGUCUCCUUGGUUCUGGGACACCCGACAGUGCUGGUAUAAUUAUCCAUUUCAGCCUCUCUCAGAGGAGCUCUAUUACUAUUAUAUCAUGGAACUGGCCUUCUACUGGUCUCUUAUGUUUUCUCAAUUUACAGACAUUAAAAGAAAGGACUUCCUGAUCAUGUUUGUGCAUCACUUGGCCACCGUUGGGCUCAUCACCUUCUCCUACAUCAACAACAUGGUUCGGAUCGGAACUCUGGUCCUGUGUCUACAUGAUUCCUCAGACUUCUUGCUGGAAGCUGCCAAGCUGGCCAAUUAUGCCAAGUAUCAGCGGCUCUGUGACACCCUUUUUGUGAUCUUCAGUACUGUUUUUAUGGUCACUCGUCUAGGAAUCUAUCCAUUCUGGGUUCUGAACUCGACCCUCUUUGAGAGUUGGGAGAUAAUUGGGCCUUACCCUUCCUGGUGGUUCUUCAAUGGCCUUCUCCUGAUCCUGCAGCUUCUGCACAUCAUCUGGUCCUACCUAAUUGCACGAAUUGCUUUCAAAGCCUUGCUCCGGGGAAAGGUGUCCAAGGACGAUCGCAGCGAUGUGGAGAGCAGCUCAGAGGAAGAGGACGAAACUCUCAGCACUAAAAGCCGCUCUGGCAACAGCUCCAGCAAUGGUGCCAACUGGGUAAAUGGGCACGUGGGAGGCAGCCGCUGGGCCGAGGAGUAAAGCAGUGGCAUGGAGACUUCCACAGACAUGGACACACGGGGCCACUGACGGCCUCUGCCUUUGGGGCCGCCCCACACCUGCGCUCCUGUGACUGAAGGGACUGCAAGGCACUGAGGAGAAUCAAAGAAACAAAUAUUUUCACUUUUUUUUUAAACUCUGCCGUUUUGUAUUUAAUAUCCUCCAGCUCCUUCCAGUAAUGUUGUUUGCUCUGCGAGUGUGUGUGUUGUUUCGUGUGUUUGUGUGUACAUUUGUGCAUAUGCAUGAGUUCCAUUGCCUGAGUUGGGCACAAUUCUGUACUGGAGCCACUAGGCCUCGCCUGGAGCCUUUUGAACCCACUUCAAUCCCAGACGUGGCUGCCCCUUGAACUGUGCGUCUCUGGGCUCUUCCCUCCCUCGUGGCCCGUGGCUCCCGAGACACAAUUCCUGGAGCAUCCGGAUGAAGCAACGAGGUUUCUGCAUUGUUCAUUUUUGGAGCAGGGACUAUUUAUAAUGAAGCUGUACAGAAUAGGAACCUUGGGUGGAUGGCCAGAUUUGCUGUGGCCCCAGCUAGAUCCCUGUCCUACCACCCGAUAGUGACAGGGACAACUGCUGCCGCCCUGCUCUUUACUCCACGGUACGCAGGGCCGGCUGUGGGAAGGGGAGAGCCGGGGCCGGAGGAGGACAGCAGCCGCUGGGUGUGCGGUUAACGGUUUCAUACUGUUGUUUACUCUCUGUGAUUAAAGUGCUUUAGCCUUC